Doryrhamphus excisus (bluestripe pipefish) is the source of this 7382-nucleotide messenger RNA. RefSeq names its product WD repeat domain 7 (gene wdr7). Gene Ontology annotation, cellular component: cytoplasm. Lineage: Eukaryota; Metazoa; Chordata; Actinopteri; Syngnathiformes; Syngnathidae. The record is from RefSeq and is a predicted model, not a curated record. Gene Ontology annotation, molecular function: protein binding.
UAUGUCCGUUGUCGCGUGAUCAGCUGACUGACUGUCACGCAUCGGUUUCCGAUGCUAAAAAAAAACGCAAAACAAGCCAAAAGUGAAAUUGUUUUAAUUCAUUCCCGAGUGGCACAUUUAUUUGACUACACUCAUCCGGAAGGACAUGUCGCAGUGAGCUGUUGUUUCUGACACAUCACCAGAAUGUCAGGGAACAAUCUGGUUCUACCCAUUGUUUUAUGGGGCCGCACAGCUCCUACCCACUGCAUCAGCAGCCUGCUGGUGAUGGACGACUUCAGCACCAUUAUCACUGGCUGCCAUGAUGGACAGAUCUGCCUCUGGGACAUGACGCCAGAGCUGGAGAUUUGUCCCCGGGCCAUGCUGUUUGGGCACACGGCUUCCAUCACCUGUCUGUCUAAAGCCAGCAGCUGCAGUGAUAAACACUACAUUGUCAGCGCAUCAGAGAGUGGGGAGAUGUGUUUAUGGGACGUAAACGAUGGCCGCUGUAUUGAAUUCACAAAACUUGCUUGUGCUCACACUGGAAUACAGUUCUAUCAGUUCACCAUAGGCACUCAGCGAGAAGGUCGUCUGCUCUGUCACGGCCAUUACCCGGAGAUUCUUGUGGUGGACGCUACGAGCCUGGAGGUUCUGUACUCGCUGGUGUCCAAGAUCUCCCCAGACUGGAUCAGCUCCAUGAGCGUUAUCCGAUCACACCGCACACAAGAGGACACAGUAGUGGCGGUGUCGGUGACGGGUAUUCUGAAAGUCUGGAUCAUCACGGCGGAAGUCAACAGGAUGCAGGACCUGGACCCAGUGUUUGAAGAGGAGUCCAAACCCAUCUACUGUCAGGGUUGCCAGAGUAUUUCCUUCUGUACUUUCACUCAGAGCAGCCUACUGGUGGUCUGCUCCAAGUUCUGGAGAGUUUUUGAUGCAGCCGAUUAUUCGUUGCUCUGCUCGGUGCCCAUUGAUAAUGAUAAGACCUGGGCCGGAGGAGAGUUCAUUGCAGCAGAUAAAGUCAUUAUCUGGACGGAGGAUGGUUGCAGUUACAUCUACAGCCUACCAGCCAGCUGCCUUCCUGCCAGUGUACAUUUCCGAAGUGAUGUUGGGAAAAAAGAAGGCUCGAUACCUCCGCUGAUCUACAGCAUGGAGAACCUAACAGACAAACAACUCCUCAUCUGCCCUCCUGUGACUCGCUUCUUUUUUGGCCGACGGGAGCCCUUCCACAAGUUGUUGAUUCAGGGAGACUCUGCAGGCAAACUGUCUCUGUGGAGCAUCCCUGAUGCCUCACCUCCACGGCAUCUGCCCACCCCUGCAGAGCUGCAGGUCUCAUUCACCAUCAGUCUGCAAGCGGCGUUUGAUAAGUUGACUCCUGUGUCUUCUGGAAUUAUUGACCAACUGAGCGUCUUGCCAGGCAAAGAGGAACCCAUUAAGGUGACAGCCAGCGUCUACAUCCCCUCCCAGGGUCGACUGGUGUGCGGAAGAGAAGAUGGCAGCAUCAUUCUGGUUCCUGCUACUCAAACCGCAAUCGUUCAGUUGCUACAGGGAGAACACAUGCUAAGAAGAGGCUGGCCACCCCACCGUACACUGCGAGGUCACAGGAACAAGGUGACGUGUGUCCUGUAUCCGUACCAGAUCUCCCCCCGCUAUGACCAGCGCUCUCUGGUGUCUGGAGGGGUGGACUUUUCUGUCAUUGUCUGGGAUAUUUUCACCGGAGAGAUGAAACACAUUUUCUGUGUCCACGGAGGAGAAAUCACCCAGCUCAUUGUCCCACCAGAAAACUGCAGUACUCGGGUGCAGCACUGCGUCUGUUCUGUGGCCAGUGACCACUCAGUUGGUCUGCUCAGUCUCAGGGAAAGGAAGUGCAUCAUGCUAGCAUCGCGGCAUCUAUUCCCAAUCCAAGUUAUCAAAUGGCGUCCGGCUGAUGACUACCUGGUGGUUGGAUGCUCGGAUGGCUCUGUUUACGUCUGGCAGAUGGAUACAGGGGCUUUGGACCGCUGCGUGAUGGGUAUAACUGCUGUAGAGAUACUCAACGCCUGUGAUGAGCUGGCUCCAGCCACUGUGGACACCUUGAGCCAUUCGGCAGUGAACCUAAAGCAGGCAAUGACUCGCCGUAGCCUGGCGGCACUGAAGAACAUGGCUCAGCACAAACUGCAAACGCUUGCCACCAAUCUGCUGGCUGCAGACAACGCUGACAAGGGCAACUUGCCAAAAUACUCCCACAAUGCAUUGGUGGUCCAGGCAAUGAAGACCAACCUCACGGACCCUGACAUGCAUGUGCUGUUUUUUGACGUGGAAGCAGUGAUCAUCCAGUUGCUGACAGAAGAAGCUCAGAGACCGAACCCCAUGCUGGUGUCCCCUGAGACACUGCAGAAGAGCCAGGCUGGGGCUGACAAGGGAGGCUCCUUUCUGGCCAACAAGAUCUUUAAGCAGGUAAAGGAAACAAUGAAGGAGACAAUCAAGGAGCACCUGUUGGAUGAAGAUGAGGAAGAGGAAGAGGAGAUGAGGAGGCGUGAGGAGAAGUCCAAGUCACUGAGUCUUCUGGAGUACAACCUGACAAUGGACACGGCCAAACUCUUCAUGUCCUGCUUGCAUGCCUGGGGCCUCAACGAGAACUUGGACGGCAUCUGUCUAGAGCGACUGGGCAUGCUCAGGCCACAUUGCCCAAUCUCUUUCGGCCUGAUCUCCAGAGGAGGUCACAUGUCCCUGAUGCUGCCCACCUUUAAGGAGUCUCUGCUGCGACAGUUGUCUCUUGCAACAGGCCGGAAGCUGACACUGUCAGACAUCGUUGGUAAGGGGACUUACGGCGUGUCAAGGGCGGUUACCACGCAACACCUCCUGUCCGUCAUCUCUCUCGCCAACACUCUGAUGGGCAUGACCAAUGCCACCUUUGUCGGCGAGCACAUGAAGAAGGCACCAGCAAGGCCUCCCAGACCAGGAGGAACCCCUGAGUCUCCUCGUAGGAUGCCGGCCACUCCCCCUCAGCCCUCCAACCCAGCACUACAAGCCCAGAUCAAACAAGCUGCUGUAGCCACCACAGCCAGCUCCAGUGUUUCUGCUACCACUACAACUGCUGGGCCCCUGGGGGCCCCUGGGGUUCCUCCUCAGAGGGCCCCUGGCUCCCCCAGCCCUGGGCCUGCCUCUCAUAACAUCCCCUCAGUCAAUGAAGGUUGGAGCCAGCUGGCAGCAAUGCACUGUGUUAUGCUUCCAGACCUUCUCGGCCUAGAUAAGUUUAGACCCCCUCUACUAGAGAUGCUGGCAAGGAGAUGGCAGGACCGCUGCUUGGAGGUACGCGAAGCAUCACAAGCUUUACUGUUGGCGGAGUUGAGGAGGAUCGGUCAAUCAGGUCGUAAGGACACCAUAGAUAUGUGGGCUCCUUAUCUUCCUCAGUAUGUGGACACAGUCAGCUCCCCCGGGGCAGCCACUGAACCCUCAACUCCAGCUCCGGCCCCUACUGAAGCUCAACCGAUCGAGGCCAAGGCUCCAGAGGAGGAAAUGGACGUCACGGAUGAUGACAUCACCGCAGGAUGUCUCUCAAAUCUUCCACCAAAUGCCAAGAAGAUUUCCAAUUCAUACGAGGAGCGCCGGAAGCAGGCCACAGCCAUUGUGCUUCUGGGGGUCAUCGGGGCUGAGUUUGGGGCUGAGAUUGAACCACCAAAGGGUGCAGCACGGACUCGAGUCGGAGGGCAGGUCCCUGAAGGCUUUGGGCCAACAAGCGGUGGAUCCUCAAACUACUCCCUGGCCAGACACACAUGCAAGGCCCUGACCUUCCUGUUGCUGCAGCCCCCAAGCCCAAAGCUGCCACCCCACAGCACAAUCCGCCGCACUGCCAUCGAUCUCAUCGGCCGAGGAUUCACUGUGUGGGAGCCGUACAUGGACGUGUCAGCAGUGCUCAUGGGACUCCUGGAGCUCUGUGCUGAUGCUGAGAAGCAGCUGGCCAAUAUCACCAUGGGUUUACCGCUCAACCCACCAGCAGAUUCAGCUCGCUCAGCCCGACAUGCCCUCUCUCUUAUUGCAACAGCCCGACCCCCUGCCUUCAUUACCACUAUUGCAAGAGAGGUGCAUCGCUACAAUGCAGCCCAGGCUAAUUCUCAGUCACAGCAGAAUGUUCACACUACCACUCUGGCCCGAGCCAAGACUGAAAUAUUGAGAGUGAUUGACAUCCUGAUAGAGAAGAUGCCUGGAGACGUUGUAGACUUACUUGUCGAGGUGAUGGAUAUCAUCAUGUACUGUAUUGAAGGCUCUCUGGUGAAGAAGAAAGGCCUUCAAGAGUGUUUUCCUGCUAUUUGCAAGUUCUACAUGGUUGGUUACUGUGACCGCAGUCACCGUAUUGCUGUCGGCGCUCGCCAGGGUUCUGUGGCCCUGUAUGAUGUUCGUACAGGAAAAUGCCAGAAUAUCCAUGGUCAUAAGGGUCCAAUCACAGCGGUGUCAUUUGCCCCUGAUGGCCGUUACCUAGCAACGUACUCCAAUGCUGACAGUCACAUUUCAUUUUGGCAGAUGAACACCAGUCUGCUGGGCAGCAUCGGAAUGUUGAACUCGGCCCCCCAGUUGCGCUGCAUUAAGACCUACCAGGUUCCCCCAGUCCAACCAGCGUCUCCUGGCUCCCAGAACCACUUGAAGCUUGCGCGUCUCAUUUGGACUUCCAACCGGAACGUCAUCCUGAUGGCCCACGAUGGCAAGGAGCACCGCUUCAUGGUAUAAAACCCGAUAGAUACUUUUAUGGUCUUGUAUCGAUCAGAUCACAGUCAGAAAGAAUGGGAAGUUUUAGUGAGGUCAAAGGCAGCGACAAGGACCUGACCUAUACAAAAAAAACAUUUUAAUGAGAAUCAUCUGAAGUCCUUAAAAUAAGAACCCAACCUAAGUAGGUUUACGUGUGUUUUAUCUCCCACGGUGAUCAUGAAAGAACUCAAGCGGUAAUAUAUUUAUUUGCUGUAGCACAAGGCUUGUUUACGUUGUAUUUUGCAUCAUGUAAUUGAGUUAUUUAUAACUUCUAGGCAUUCCUAAUUAUUUUUAGUUUCACUCAUCAGUCAAAGUUUGAGCCAUAAAAGGUCCAAGCAUUCAUUGCUAUUUAUUUUAUGCUAGCCUUUAUUCUGACGGCACAAUAGGUUUGGUUAACUGUGUGGAAUUUUAGUACAGUAUUUUAUUUUUCUUUUAAUAUUGCUGGAAUAAAGUGUUUUUUUCUCGACUUCUAUGACUGCGCGUUGUUAUAAUAUAGGAGAUGAGAUUUAGUUCUGCACUAACCCGUGUCGGCAACCUUGGCAUCGCAUGCAGUAAUUGCAUUAUUCGAUAAAAUGGUACAAUAGUCGUCUCGUAACUUGAAAGUUGAAGUCUGAAGCCCGGUUUCUCUUGAUCAGCAACAUAAACUAUUCACUGUAAGGAAACAUGGAAUGCGGUACAAUUUUCAUUCAAAUCCUGUCAAAACAGGACACACACACGCACACAACCAUUUCCAACAUACAGUAUUUGACUGACAUGCAUAGAAUCAACACACUUUGAAGGUCAGUUUUAGUUUUACCCACAGUCUGGGGGGUACAUGAAGUACUGUACAUACAAGAGCUGGUGUACAAAGUAGUGUUGUGUUGAUCUUGCACAGUGUCGUCUUUUCUCUUAUAGUGACUUCCCGUUUUAAUUGCUGCAUUUCCGCGUUGAUAUAAUUUAGCAUUCCUGAAUAUUGAGCUACUUUAUCAUGCAUGUUUAUGAAGCAAAACUGUAGUACAGUGGAUCUCUGUUUUUCAUGGUGGUUACUUAUGUGCCAUGGUGAAAAAUCAUCAUCGAUAUGAAUCUCACAGAUCACCAAGCCUUUCUUGUAGCUGGACAUUGGCAUUCUCCUCUGAUUUUGGAUCAACAUUUGCAAUUAAAGUGACUGUUGUAAUUAUUAGAUUAAAUUCAGGUCUAGAAACAUCCUCUUCUCUCAUAGGACAUCGAGUCAAAGAAACACUUAAAAGCUAAAUAUGUUUCCUUCUUACCAUAAAGUAAUGACACACGUGUUAUGGAUGCAUUGACAUCACUGCACAUCAUUAAGAUUACCAUAAUUUUAGUUUGGACCGGUUUGCCUCAGAUUAUGCAGAGUUUUAUGCAGAGAUCCAUUUAUUCAUCAUUUAUUCAUAUGUGUAUACAGAUAUAUUUAUAGAUUGAUGGGUUUGUGUACAUUUUGAAUUAUAGUCUCUUUUUGGGAGUGUAAGAGAUGUGAUGGAGUUUGUUUUAGACACUUAUUGCUUGUUUUGUUGACCGGUUACUCUUCCUUUCUCCCGACCUCCGCCCAUCUUUUCCGUCAGAAAGCUUCUAACACUGCUACACUGUAAACACACGUGUCAAAGCUUUUCACAAGUUUCUUCUCGAUCUAGUAGCAAAAAAAAAAAAAAAAAAAAAAAGCCAGUAGCUCAUCAGGCUGUUUUUUGAAACCUCCUCCUCACCAGUGUAGGUCCACAGAGCUUUGAGAUCUUAAUCUUGGCUUUUCUGCCGCACACUCACCAUUUUGAGAAAAUCUGUUUUUGUCUGCCCCUUGGGGAGAGAAGGUGAGAAAACGAAGGCAAAGAGGAAGAGCUGAGGAGUAAGUAACAAGUGAGGAAGAGCAGUCAUCCAAGAAAAAGAAACUAGAAGAUAGCGUAGUGGAAACCUUAAGGGUUGGAACAUUUUACAGUACAUCGUCUUCAGGAUGAUGACACAUUUUAAGUCAACUUUAUCAACUUAGUUUUCACCUUCAGCUCAUUUGGCAAAACAUAAAAUAAAAAAAAAGGCUUGAGAUGCUGGUACGGGUUUAGUGUUAUGUAAUUGUAUUUAAUGAAAUGACCAUUAGGGGAAAAAAUGAUUUCAUCCUCAGCUGAUUUUGUAAGUUUACAAUGAACAGUCUAUCAUUUUUAUGGUAUGUUUAUUUUAACCAACAAAAAACUUGAAAUCACAGCCAGCAACAACCAUUCUGAUCCCCUUACAAAACAGUGAUGUACUCAUGAAAGCAAAAAGCUUGGUGAGAAAGACCGCUGUUUAUAAUGGAAGAAAAAACAGAUCGCUCUGGAGCGCCACCUCAAAAAAAAAGGCAAAAAAAAAGCAAAUACUGAUAGUGGUGCAAGAAAGUUGAGUCUCACUGUUAAAAUAAACUAAAAAAUAAUAAAUAAAUAAUAAUAAAAAUAAAAAUCAUAAAUAAUAACAAACUUAAAAAUGUUUUUAAAAUUAACUGUUCAUGCAAAUUUCACAAAAUUAGCAGGUGAUGAAAUAAUUAUUUCCCACACCGUUGUGUGGUAAUGUGCUGUAAAUAUAUGAAGCUGUGUAUUACGUGUCUGUGUAUUGUGUGUAGUGCAUGCAUGUGAGCCUCUCGGUGUACACAGUUUGAAUCCACGAUGUAUCAAAUCAAUGUGUAGUGGUAAUGUGUUUGUUUUGACUGUAUUCCAAUAAAGACGGAAAUAAAUCUG